UAGGGUCCUUACCUCAAGAAAAAAAGAUGGCGGCCUCCAUACUGGGCAGGAGGACGGCAUUAUUUACCGAAACCAUAUCUUUUUCUUUAAAUGCAUUUGCUCCGAGGAUUUGUUCUUGUGGUGUCCUACAACAUUUUGUCAGCUACCAUGCAAAACCUUUCAAACUAACUAAUGAACCGUAUGUUCCGGAUAAACAGAAUGAAAAGACUCCCGAAUGGCAGAAAACCGCUAAGUAUGACCGCAAACUCUUCGGACGGCACGGCUUGGCCUCUGGUAUCAGCCCUGAGACACUUUGGCCAAGUCCCAAACAACUUGAGGAAAUUAUAGCGGAAGAAAAGCAAUGGCAUCCGUCGUUGGAAGAAAUGUUGCAGAAUAUCGCUGCCAAGGAUAAGGAACUGGCAGCUAAACGUGCGGCAAGAGAGAAAGUGAUCGCUGCAAACAUGGCCAAGAUGCCACAGAUGGUGGCCAACUGGCGUCGCGAGACCCGGGAGGCCAGGGAAAAGAAGAAGGCGGAGAAGGCCAAGCGGGACCGGCUGCUGGCCGAAGCCAGGGAGCGCUUCGGCUACGCCAUGGACCCGCGCAGCCCCAAGUUUCUGGAUAUGAUCAAAGACAUCGAGAAGGAGGAGAAGAAGAAGAAGAAACUCCUGAAGCGGAGGAAGCAGGAGGAGCAGAGCGUGGUCGCUCCCGGGGCGGAGGGGGCGCCUGGGGCACCUGGGGCACCUGGCCCGGCCGCCUCCUAAUGCUGGGCCUGGGGCGUGCAGAAGGGUUGUACAUAGUCUUGUGUGUCUGGACAUUUAACCACCUGUUUUACCAGUUCUGCUGUAUGGGCAGCAUGGUGUAGCUGUGUGUGACCAGUGCAACUGGUCGGGUUUUCAAAUAAAUGAUGGUAAACACAA
Sardina pilchardus (European sardine) is the source of this 896-nucleotide messenger RNA. It is a transcript of the gene gadd45gip1, whose product is annotated as growth arrest and DNA-damage-inducible, gamma interacting protein 1. The transcript has 2 exons. Gene Ontology annotation, cellular component: mitochondrion; nucleus. NCBI's taxonomy places the organism in Eukaryota, Metazoa, Chordata, Actinopteri, Clupeiformes, Clupeidae. The record is from RefSeq and is a predicted model, not a curated record. Bases 27 to 740 code for a protein of 237 amino acids.